CGGCGGGUCGAGACCGUGAAACUCGGGACUGUUGAUCAAACUGGGGUAAAUGUCGACUGAACCGGUCCGGACACACUCGGCGGGAUUAUAUAACCUCCAGCAGGUCUGCGGACGCUCCUGUCGGCUCUCAGCGGGACACUGUCGCACGUUUCAGGGACACAAAUGGGUGAGAACGAGGAGAAGAGUCCGGAUGGAGUGAAAUAUUACAGACUGUCAGAGAUCCAGGAGCAGAACUCGUUCAAAUCGACGUGGAUCAUCAUCCACAACAAGGUCUACGAUGUCACCAAGUUCCUGGAGGAGCACCCCGGAGGAGAGGAGGUGCUGCGGGAGCAGGCGGGAGGAAACGCCACCGAGAGCUUCGAGGACGUCGGACACUCCACCGACGCCAGAGACAUGGCGCAGGACAUGGUGAUCGGAGAGCUGCACCCGGACGACAGACACAAGAUCGCCACGCCUGAGGAAACACCUGUGACCACUCUGAACGAUGAGUCCAGUUGGUGGUUGAACCUGCUGAUUCCCGCUCUGAUAGCCAUCAUCGUCACGCUCGUGUACCGCAUCUUCACCUCAGACAGCGAGUGACAUCAUCAGACAUGCAGCUGUGAUGUCAUCAACAGGCACCACGGCCUAAUGCCCCGGCUUGUGAUUGACAGCUGCACCGGCCAAUGGCGGCGUAGACCAGCAGCAGACCACCGACUGUCUGAUGGACGGAUCGAAUCACUUCCUGGACGCCGUCUCACAGCACUAACAUACCCAGCAUUCAUUUCAUGAUGUUCAACCAACCAAUCACAUGGCAUUAUGUUAAUGAAGUCCUUUAUGUUGUUGAAUUUUGAAAUAUGGAUGUUUUAUAAAAAUCUGUGUGAUCUGAAAUCAUGUAGAAACUCAGCGAUGUAUAAUUUGUUGUAACUUUUUAUAUCUUUGUAACUGAAUGUAAGUGAGUGAAUAAAUAUGCAGUCAGCAGCUCCAGAGCGCCGUGAUGUCACGUGAUGUCACGUGAUGUCACAAGCUUAAUGCAGAUUAUCACAACAUGACAAACUGAUUAUGUCUUGAAGAAAAUGUAUGAAGUUUAAACAGCCUGCAGGUGUGUUUGGACUCACCUGAGCUGAAACAUUCUCCUUCUUCUCGUCGUGCCUUCGAUGUUCAACACGCUGCAGACGAUCUUCUGACUGACGUCUGUCGCUCUGAACAUCCUGAACCUGUCUGAAUAUUGUUGAGUCUUCUGGCCAGAUAGUCACAUCCAGGAGAAACACGGCAUCCGUCUGCUCGAUGCAGGACAGCAAAGUUCUGUUCAGGUUCUGUUGGUGACCGGAGUCGUUGGAUGAACAUCGAAACGUCCACAGAGCAGAAACUGAACUCAGCUCAGAUUCACAGCGUGUUGCUUUUACAAUAAAACUGAUUCAGUCACUGGA
Acanthopagrus latus (yellowfin seabream) is the source of this 1406-nucleotide messenger RNA. It is a transcript of the gene cyb5a, whose product is annotated as cytochrome b5. Gene Ontology annotation, molecular function: heme binding. Lineage: Eukaryota; Metazoa; Chordata; Actinopteri; Spariformes; Sparidae. Bases 163 to 579 code for a protein of 138 amino acids. The record is from RefSeq and is a predicted model, not a curated record. Gene Ontology annotation, cellular component: intracellular membrane-bounded organelle; membrane. The transcript is spliced from 5 exons.